Lycium ferocissimum is the source of this 4152-nucleotide messenger RNA. Its product is annotated as disease resistance protein RPV1-like. Gene Ontology annotation, biological process: defense response; signal transduction. The record is from RefSeq and is a predicted model, not a curated record. The coding region runs from base 159 to 3884 and encodes 1241 amino acids. NCBI's taxonomy places the organism in Eukaryota, Viridiplantae, Streptophyta, Magnoliopsida, Solanales, Solanaceae. The transcript has 5 exons. Gene Ontology annotation, molecular function: protein binding; ADP binding.
UAUGUUGAGUAAGUCAAGUGGACUAUUUGGACUAGUGCUCAAUAAAAUUAAGUAAAAAAAACUUUCAGAUGGAAAAGAGUAGGUGAACAUUGAAGCUCAACUUUCUAAGAAGAGAAUCUUUUUCAGCAAGAGUGAUCUCAAAUCAUACUCUUCCUGCAAUGGAGGCUUUGAGAGUUGAGGAAGCCUCGAAUUUCAGGUCCCGUUGUGUAUAUGAUGUGUUCCUGAGUUUUAGAGGCGAGGAUACUCGUAAGACUUUCACUGAUCAGCUUUACAAAGCUUUGGUGGAUGAGGGUCAUCGAACAUUCAGAGAUGACAAUGAAAUUGAAAGAGGGGAAAAUAUCAAAUCUGAAUUGGAUAAAGCAAUUCAUAGCUCAAAGAGUUCAAUAAUCAUCUUGUCCAAAAAUUAUGCAACAUCUAGUUGGUGCCUUGAUGAGCUUGUCAUGAUUCUUGAAAACAAGAGGAGAAGAGGACAUGCUAUAUUACCAGUCUUCUAUUAUGUGGAUCCACUCGAUGUUGGAAAGCAAAUGGGGAGCUUUGCUGCUGCAUUUGCUGCGCAUGAGCAACGAUUAAUGGAUGAAGGUAAAGAGGAGUGGAUCGAGAAGAUCAAAGGGUGGAGGGCAGCACUCAGGGAAGUGGCCGAUCAACGUGGAAGUGGGAUGGUUUUACAGAAUUCUACACAAGAGACUGAGUUGAGAUUUAUAGAGAAACUUGUGAAGGUUACCGAAAAUAAAGUAAGCCGUUCAAUCCUAAGUGUUGCUCCUUACCUAAUUGGUAUACAUUUUCGGGUUGAAGAUCUUUGCUUGUGGUUGCAACAAAAAGCAGAUGAUGUUGGUAUUUGGGGCAUUUGUGGUAUGGGUGGUAUAGGGAAGACAACAAUCGCCAAAUACGCAUUUAAUUUGAACUUUGAAAAUUUUGAUGGAAGCAGCUUCCUCCUCAAUGUUAGAGAUUUUUCCGAUUCUGCCGAUGGACUAAUCUAUCUGCAGAAACAAUUUCUUUCUGAUAUUCUUGAUGGAAGGAAGAUUGACAUUCAGAGUGUUGAAGAAGGAAUCGAUGAGAUCAAAAGUGCUGUUUAUGGUAAAAGAAUUCUGGUUGUGCUGGAUGAUGUUGAUGAAGUGCACCAAUUAGCUUGUAUUGGGGGAAUGCGAGAUUGCUUUUACCCAGGUAGUAAAAUUAUUGUGACAACUAGGCACAUGGAGUUACUGAGGGCUUGUGAAAUUGAAUUGAUUGAUCCAGUUCAGAAACUGAACAAAGAUGAAUCACUUGAACUAUUUAGUUGGCAUGCAUUCGGACAAGCCAAUCCAGUUGAGGAUUACACCAAGUUCUUGAGAAGGAUUAUAGAACACUGUAUUGGAUCUCCCCUAGCUUUACAAGUUUUGGGUUCUUCUCUCUCUGGUAAAAAACUGGAUGUAUGGGAAAGUAUCCUGAAGAAACUAGAGGCAAUUCCUAAUAGUCAAGUAUCCAAGAAACUGCAAAUAAGUUUUGACUUUAUACAAGAUGAUCAUGACAAAAGCCUAUUCCUUGAGAUUGCCUGCUUCUUUCUUGGAAAGAAUGUAGACCACGUUGUCACUAUCCUUGAUGCAUGUGGAUAUUAUUCAAUGGUUGGUAUUCAGAAUCUCCAAGAUAGAUUCUUGUUAAACAUUGAUGAAGGAAAACUGAUGAUGCAUCCAUUAGUUAGAGAUAUGGGACGAGAAAUUAUACGCCAAGAAUCACCCAAGCAUCCUGAAAGACGGAGCAGAUUGUGGCAUUACAAGGACUCAUUUAAAGUUCUGAAAGAAAAAACUGGUUCGGAUAUGAUUCAAGGCCUGAACCUUAGGCCUUGUGCAGACAAAGAUAAGCCACCCAGAAUAUUCCAUCAUCCGACAACAAAAGAGUAUUUGCAGGAAUGUGCCGACAUAAUGGGGAAAAUAAGGCUGUCACGCCAAAAUGAUCCAUCAAGGCAACCACAGCCACGUAAAGUUCUCUUUUAUGGUUCUAAUAAAAACUCUUCCUCAAUAGAAUCACGUGGAAAAUCAAAAAAGGUGGACAGCAUCAAUACUGAUGCAUUUUCCGGGAUGCGCAAAUUAAGACUGCUGCAACUUGAUAAUAUAGCAGUUGAAGGAAAUUACAAGGAGUUCCCAAGGUCGUUGAGGUGGUUGUGUUGGCACAAAUUUCCAUAUAAAUGUUUACCUGACGGCUUACCUAUGGAGAAAGUGGUGGCCCUAGAAAUGCGCUACAGUAGGUUGCAUCAUAUUUUUGAAGGAAACAAGCUUCUGAGUGCGUUAAAGAUUCUGAAUCUCAGUCAUUCAAAAGGUCUCUCCUGCACCCCUGACUUUUCAAAGCUUCCAAAUCUUGAGAGGAUAAUUCUCAAGUACUGCACAAGGUUGACUGAGAUUGAUAAAUCGAUUGGGGAACUACAAAGACUCCUCAUUUUGAACCUAAGAGGCUGCGAAAGUCUAAGGAAGCUUCCCGGAUGUAUUAGUAAUCUUCAUUCCCUCGAGAAGAUGAUUCUGUAUGGUUGCUCAAAACUUGUAUGGUCUUCAUUAGAGCUGGGUAAGAUGCAUUCAUUGAUAGAGCUUGAUGCAGGUGGAACUGCUGCUAAUCAAACCUCCACUUCCAUAAUUAAGAAGCAUUCACUGAGUUUAGGUCUGUGCUCUUCAGUCCCAAGCCCAAGAAAAGCUCCUGGUAUUGUUAACCUGUUAACUACAGUAUCUCAGACAUUAGUAACUUUAAGUCUCACUGGAUGUGGUCUAUCUAGUGAUUUAAUUCCAGUGGAGCUUGGUGAUUUCUCCACACUGCGGAACUUGUUUUUAAGUGACAAUCCAAUUCACAGCCUACCAGAAAGCAUCAAGGGGCUUACCAAUCUCCGGAUACUUGAGCUAGAAAAUUGCGAAGAACUUAAUUAUCUUCCAGAGAUCCCAAACAGUGUGACAACCUUGAGUAUCUGGAAAUGCAGGUCACUCGAGCGGUUACCAUAUUUACCAAACUUAUUGACAACAUUAGAUUUUCUUGCAUUCUAUUGCAACAAACUCAUUGAGAUUCAGGAUAUGUUCCAGCUUAAAUGCAUUUCUUCAUGUGAUGCUGACUUAAUCAGUGUUCUGGGGUUUCCCAACUUGAGGUUCUUGAGUGACACUAAGGUGGAUCUCUACAACAACCUGACUCUUACAAGAUGGGAAAGUCCUAUACAGGGGCUCUAUGAAUUUGGUAUAUUCAGCACUUCUGUCCAUGGAAGUGAGCUCCCAGACUGGUUAAGCUACAAAUCUAUAGGGUCCUCGAUCAGCUUUGAUGUGCCUUCACGGACUAAUCAUGACAUUCAGGGUUUGAACUUAUAUGUUAUCUAUGAAAACGCCAGCAAAUGUUAUUGUACAAGGAGAAAUAAAUUUUGGAAUGAGUUUCAUGUUAGAGUGGCAAAUAAGACCAAGGAUCUGAGAUGGACAUACAGUCCAACAAUUCAAGGUCUUCCGCAUAAUGGUAAAGAUAUCACAUGGCUAUCCCAUUGGGAAAUAGGUGAUAACUUGGAUACAGGAGACUCUAUGAGCAUUUCGGUGUCUCUAUAUUCUGGUGCUCGGUUGAAGGGAUUUGGCGUCCACAUUGUGUAUAAGCAAAAUGAGAACAAUUCGAGAUGUAAAGCAUCUCCUCCUGCACACCAUCUCAUUAAUGGGGUGGAUAUCUCUGCAUAUCAGGUUCUAGGCUCCUACUUCCUCUGCCAUCAUGACUUUGAUAUUCAACAAGAUUGUUCCAUUUAUGGGUGGAAUUCAACGGGCUGGUAUGACUUCUUGUUCGGUGAUAACCCUGAAGAUUUUCCUGAGGAAAUGGCCCCCCGUCACAAUGCAGCUACGACUAGCCAGAAUGUCUAUGGACUUCUUCUAUCUGGAGUAGAGGAUGAUAAAACUUGGCCAUUGCCAUGAUGCUGAUGUGGAGCUAGGUUUUCUAAACUUGUAUGAUUCACCAUUCACUAUAUUGUCAAAAUGAGAGAGUGUAAGGUUUCCAAAAGUUCCAUGUCUUCAUCCAUACGCUUCAUUAUACCAUCUCUGUAGAGUAUCCAUUUUAAGUACUUGCUCCUCCUCAAACUUGAAGCAGUUUUCUGUAGCUUCUAUUCAUCAACACUGUAAAAACACUACUUACACGAGAUGCAUAUUGAUAUCUCACUCACUUAUUUGGGUGUCAUUUCCCAUU